Messenger RNA from Penaeus indicus, 913 nucleotides. RefSeq lists its product as uncharacterized. Bases 185 to 841 code for a protein of 218 amino acids. The record is from RefSeq and is a predicted model, not a curated record. NCBI's taxonomy places the organism in Eukaryota, Metazoa, Arthropoda, Malacostraca, Decapoda, Penaeidae. The transcript is spliced from 4 exons.
ACCUAACAUGAAAGAAAAUGGAUCAUAAAGCGUCUUUUAUCGUUAAUGAUAAUCUUGUCAUAAGACUGUGAUAUUCUUGAAAAGAGAGAAGAACCUAACGGGACAAGAAACACAGAACGCCAAGUGUUCCUUGCAUACAACUAUAUAGACGUCAUCCAAGAAGAUUAUUGAUUUUGCAGCUGAAAUGGAAACCGAAUUCCUGAAGCAGCUCGCUCACCUCGUUGAAGGGGAAGUCUCGAAUGAUAAGAGGAUGCCUCGUGACAGCGGCUACGGAGGCGGAGGCUGCGGAGGCUUCGAGGUGUUCGCCUUCCUGGCCUUCCUGCUCGCCCUCCUCAACCUGGUGCUCGACCUCAAUGGCAACCGGAGGCGGAGGUCGGUGUACGAGGCGGCGGAGGCGUGUCGGGAUAGUCUCGAUCUCUCCGAGGGCGUGUGGGCGGUGUCACAAUUAACGGAAGGCGUGAUGAAGGCCAUAGCAAGCCCGCCCUCAUGUAGCCACGCCCUCCUGUGUGACGCUGCUUCCUCGGCCGCGUCUCGGGGUCCUCUCGCUGCCUCCUUCACCGCCCUAGCCAGCGACUGGCUCGCGAGGUGGCCGGGCCUGCAGGAGAGCGGGUUCGGCCCAGUGACUCGCCGGGCGGAACUCGAGCGAGAUUGCAGUCGCUACGCCAGACACAACUGUACGAGUGUGCAACUUCAUGACUUCGAUCUGCAACAUAUCUUGAACGAUCCUGCAACGUUACCGAUAUGGAGGAACGCUUCGGAUGGUCUUAUGCAACGUUUAGUUAAUUCUAACUGGCAAAAGCAAGAUAUUAGGGAAGAAAAAGACUUAAUGUAUGGUGGUUAAUAGAUUUUACAUUCAGAUUUAGUGUAAAGGAAAUAUAUUCUAUGUAAAAAAUCUGAAGAGGAUCUUAGGUUG